This is a messenger RNA of Eimeria necatrix, 1206 nucleotides long. RefSeq lists its product as hypothetical. Lineage: Eukaryota; Apicomplexa; Conoidasida; Eucoccidiorida; Eimeriidae. Bases 1 to 1206 code for a protein of 401 amino acids. The transcript has a single exon. The record is from RefSeq and is a predicted model, not a curated record.
AUGGCGCUGAGGCCCCUGGCCAGUGGCCUCUUGGGGGCUGGGUUUGGGGCUGCAGCGCGAGAGGGUUUCCCUGCAGCAGCAGCAGCAGCUGCUGCUGCUGCUGCUGCUGCUGCUCCCGCUGCUGCUGCUGCUGCUGCUGCUGCUGCAGGGGCGCAGCCACUCGGCUGCUUGCCUAAGGGCCAAAAUAGGGGCCUCAGCAUCUGGAGCGCCUUGAAGUCCUGGGGCCCCACAAAGGCAGCUGAGAAGCCUUCAGCAGCUAAUGAGCAGCAGCAGCAGCAGCAGCAGCAGCAGCAGCAGCAAGGUGCUGCAGCGUUCGGGGCGCAGCAAGCCCCCAGCCGUGUGCCUGACCCCGGAGCAUCCGCAGGUGACGCAGCAGCAGCAGCAGCAGCAACAGCAGCAGCAGCAGCAGCAGCAGCAGCAGAGGUUCCGUUUAAUGUGAUUCAAUCAAGUUUUGCCCGAAAGGGGCCCCCAGGGGGCCCCCCGGGAGUGCUGCUGCAGUCCGCAGCAGCAGCAAAACCCCUCACGCCCCGCAAGCCCAGGGGCCCCUUCAAGGGGGGCCCCUACAAGGGGGGGCCCCCCGUGUGGCGUGCUGCUGCUGGCUGCUGGGAGCCGCUGUCUGCUGCUGCGCUGCAGCAGCAGCUGCAUGCAAUUUUUGCUGCUGCUCCAGUCCGAAGGCAAGAGAGAAGGCGCUGCAGCUUUAUUCCUUUUGAGAGGGUCACUUACAAGCCCUUGGGGCCCCUGCUGACGCGUUUGUCCAAGUGCGAGCUGCUUCUUGCUGCUGCUGCUGCUGCUGCUGCUGCUGCUGCUGCUGCUGCUGAGGCUGCUCCUGGGGCUGCAGCGGGGGGCCGCGCGCCGGCGGCAGCAGCGCAGCAGCAGCAGCAGGCUGGGGCUGCUGCUGCGGCGAAGCAGCAGCCGCAGCAGCAGCAGCAGCCGCAGCAGGCGCCCGCCGCUGCAGCAGCAGCAACGCAGCAACAGCAGCAGCAGCAGCAGCAGCAGCAGCAGCAGCAGCAGCAGGCGCUGCUGGCGCAGCUACUGGACUUCUACAGCACUGGGGGCUGGGACUGCCACUUGGGGGCCCCCCAAAGACUUCUUGCUGCUGGAGGGGUUAGGGUACUAAACCCUAGUAGGACCCGGGGGGCCCCCGAGGGGGCCCCCCCCGACAUCACAAGGGACCAGUUCUUCUCCUUCGCAAAGGUUAGGGUUUAG